Penicillium verhagenii is the source of this 888-nucleotide messenger RNA. RefSeq names its product putative monosaccharide-P-dolichol utilization protein. The record is from RefSeq and is a predicted model, not a curated record. The transcript has 2 exons. The coding region runs from base 1 to 888 and encodes 295 amino acids. Lineage: Eukaryota; Fungi; Ascomycota; Eurotiomycetes; Eurotiales; Aspergillaceae.
AUGGAUACCCUAAGCAAAUCAGUCAACCUGGAGCCCAUCCUGGAGCUCCUGCGCCAAAUAAUUCAGCUGGUGCCCGAACCUAUCCACAACCUCAUCAUCUCGCUGAUCGGCGCGUCCUGCCACCGUACCCUUCUCCUCGAUCUCGAUCUCACCGGAGAUCCCGCCUGUACAUCGCUCGCCAUCUCCAAGGCACUUGGUCUGGCAAUCGUUGGUGCCAGUGCGGUGGUCAAGCUUCCUCAGAUCAUUAAGCUGAUCAACUCGCGCUCCUCCGCCGGUGUCUCUGCCGUUUCGUACGCCCUGGAAACUGCCAGUCUGCUCAUCACCCUCGCCUACGGUGUGCGCAACCAGUUCCCCUUCACCACAUAUGGCGAGUCGGCUCUCAUUGCCAUCCAGGAUGUUGCUGUCAGCGUCCUGGUCUUGACCUUCGCUGGACGCUCGGCCGCCGCCGCGACCUUUGUCGCCGUUGUCGCGGCUAGUGUCUAUGCGCUGCUUUUCGAUCAGACUCUGGUCGAUGCGCAGACCAUGUCUUACCUGCAGGCCGGUGCGGGUGCUUUGAGUGUUGCGAGCAAGGCUCCUCAGAUCUAUACCAUCUGGCGUGAGGGUGGAACUGGACAGCUGAGCGCUUUCGCGAUCUUCAACUACCUCGUUGGCUCCCUAUCCCGUAUCUUCACCACUCUCCAGGAAGUCGACGACAAGUUGAUUCUUUAUGGCUUCAUCUCGGGCUUCACCCUGAAUGUGAUCCUCGCUGCCCAGAUGGUCUACUACUGGAACAGCCCGGUGCCCAAGAAGAAGGUGCCCCGCAAGUCCGCGGACAAGGCUGUCUCAGCCCAAAGCACUGCGGUGCCUAAGUCAAGCUCCAAGUCGCCCACUACCCGACGACGCGGCUAG